This is a messenger RNA of Coffea eugenioides, 2480 nucleotides long. RefSeq lists its product as uncharacterized. Bases 35 to 2326 code for a protein of 763 amino acids. NCBI's taxonomy places the organism in Eukaryota, Viridiplantae, Streptophyta, Magnoliopsida, Gentianales, Rubiaceae. The transcript has 2 exons. The record is from RefSeq and is a predicted model, not a curated record.
CCUCAAUUCUAAUUCAUGCGCAGGCUGCAAAGAUAUGGCCCCAGGGCUGGUAUACAGUUGCACCAUUUGCAACUACUUCCUUCACCAGAAGUGUUCAGAAAUGCCUCAGCAAAUCACUCACCCUUUCGACAAAGACCAUGUUUUCGAUCUCCUCCCAAGACCCUGUUAUGCUGAAGGCUUCUUUAACUGUGAUGCGUGCGGGAAGCAAGGCCAAGGCUUCUGCUACCAUUGCAAAAUAUGCUUUACAGAUCUUCAUAUACUUUGCGCAGCACUGCCAAUGAAUAUCAAUCAUCAAUCCCAUCAUCACCAGCUCAAGCUCAUUUUCUCUCCACACUAUCCCGAGAAAACCUUUUCUUGCGAUAUAUGCUACGAUGCAGGGUCCUGCCAUUGGCUUUAUAAUUGUGACAUGUGUGAGUUCGAUGCUCACUUGGACUGUGCAACAAAUGUUACAGUAAAUAUCCAUCGAAAUAUGCACCCAAGACAGACAACAUCCGAUCUUGAUCGGAUGCAGAAGCUCUCUAUUGGCUCAACAUCUACUCCUCAGCAAUUUCGACCAAAUCUUCACUCAGGCUUCUCUUCUUAUCGGUACAUGCAAAUGGUAGGUGCACCAGUUUGUGCACCAUUUUGGCAAAGGCCGAAUAACGAUAAUUUGAUAGUUAAAUUUUCCACUGAACAUGGCCCUACUCAGCAAAUUAUAUCGGAUAUCACAAGUGGUGGAGGUGAAGCUAUUAGCGCGGAUGUUUUCGGAGGACCGCAGGACUUGUUUCAAGGAUUAUCAGUAAGUAAUGGCGGACAGAAUACUUCUCCGCCUUCUGCAGGCUGUGGGGACGGGAGCGGGCAACAUAAUUUGCAAAAUUUAAUGGGUGCAUCUGGCACCGGCAAUAUCUACGGUCUUGAUAUUUUUGGAAGUUUGUCAAUGCUUGAUGGGGUAAAUAUGAGAGGAUUACUAGGAGGGUUACUAGGUGUAAUUGCCAGGAGGAUUACUAGAAGAAUUACUAGGAGGAUCACCAGGAGGAUUACUAGGAGAAUUACUAGGAGAAGAACUAGAAGGUCUCACCAAAAUCAAGCCCCAAAUUUAGACUGGAGAAAGAUCAAUAGGCAAAGAAGGAUCAUGAGCUCCCAAGUUGAAUCCUCCAUCAACCAUUUUAGCCAUCCACACCCUUUGCAGCUUUCCAAUCAUCAAAACUCCCUGACCUCAGUUUCAUGUUCAGGAUGCAAGCUGAAAGCAACUGGAUUGAUUUACAGUUGCUCAACUUGCAACUACUUCCUCCAUGUCAAAUGUUCAAAAAUGCCUCAGCAAAUAACUCACCCUUUUGAUAAAAACCAUGUUUUGUCUCUUCUCCCAAAGCCACUUUACCAGGAGGGCUUCUUCAACUGUGACGCAUGUGGGAAGCAAGGCGAUGGCUUCUGCUACCACUGCAAGAUAUGCAAUAUUGAUCUUCAUAUCCUUUGCUCGGCAAAGCCAUUGAGCUUUACUCACCAGUCUCAUAAUCACCAGCUCAAGCUGAUUUUCUCACCACCCCAUCCUAGCAAAAUCUUUAACUGUGAUAUAUGCAACACUUUGGGGUCCAACCAUUGGCUUUAUAGGUGUGAUUUUUGUGAUUUUGAUGUUCAUUUGAACUGUACAAAUAAUGUUCCAUCAGUUGCACCAGCAAUGCAAACAAAUUUUUUUAAUCAAAGUCAGACAACAUUCACGGCUGCAGCAAAUCAAACUCCCAUCCCACAGGUUCAUCAUCAUUUUCAACACCCUGGAACAGCUUCAAGAUCUGCUCCUGAGGUUCCUCCUCAGGCUCCUCCGAGCUAUCAAGCCUAUAAUCCACACUUUGUCGCGCCAGCUGCAGCAGCAGGCAUUCCUGUUCCGAACUUUAAUCCUGCCAUGACCCCUGGAAAUCAGGGAAUUCAUUCAGCGGGUAUGCCUUCCGUGCACUGGCAGAAUAAUGAGCAUUUGCAGGCGCUCCAAAGGCUUCAAGCUUUAUUUGCCAAUUUCUCUCAAAACAGCUUUAACCAGCACCACCACACUCAAGCCCUCAUGGCAGGUGGAGGACUAGGUGGCGGAAUUGGAGGCUUUGGCAGUGGAGCUGGAGGACUUGGAGGUGGAGCUGGACGAAUUGGUGGAGGUGGAGGCCUUGGAGGAAUGCAAAACUUGAUUCAAUCAUUAUCAGGAGUUGGUAAUGGUGUAGGAGGUAGUAUCCCAGGCCUGGAUCUCUUUGGGAAUGGUGGAGGUGGAGGGCUGGAUAUUUUGCAAGGUUUAUUGGGUGGCGAUGGAGGAGGUUUAUCAAUGCUUAAUGGUUUGGAUUUGGGAGGAUUACUAGGAGGAUUUCUUUGAAACAAAUUCAUGGUUCCUGCAGUAUGAAUCUCUUUUUUUUUUUUUAAUUUCAAUAAACAAAUUAUGUGAAUCCUUUGCUUAAUUGUGUAACUAACCCUGGUUAUACUAUAACUGUUUUCCUCUGAUUGAAGGAGCUUCCUUGGAAAACAACCAU